AUGACGCUCAAACGAUCAUAUGAUGAUGCUCUCCAGGGCGGCUCGCCGUUGCCUGGUCGCGACACACUUGACACCACUUGCAAUGAUGACUCUGCCCUAUCACCAACACAGCCCAACACCGUCGCCCAAGGCAAACAGCGCCGACUCAGCUUCUUGGACGACGGUGGAGAAUGCGCUUCAGCCUCGACAUCAUCACGACCGCGAGCUCUUCCCAGCACAUCCCGAGCUCGCUUCGUCCUCGGUCUACAGACCUUCGUCGGUGGAUUGCAGAUGUCGCAAGAGUCUUCGUUAGCAUCAACAAGCCGCACUCCCACUCACCCCUCAACCGUACCUGCGACACGGCAUGCCUUUAAUGCUCCCGAUGCUAUGCAGCCGCUCAUGAUGAGCCGCAGCGCUGAAGCUGGACGAAGAGCAAGCCAAUCUGCUGCAGCACGACGACGCUCGCAGGAAGCACCCGAUGUCAUCGCUCGUCGUAAUCCCCUCCUUGCCGCCGAAGAGGCCCAACUCAUACCACGUGUCUCACCAGGGUGGCACGUUGAGGCACACGGUGCCCAAGCGAUGGAACUGCACAAAGGUAUUCGUACCGAGGAUGAAGAAGGUUGGACACCGCUCGAGGCCUUCCCCGCAGCUACAACACAAGGUAAACUCGCUGUCACGCGCGCCAGGUUGCGGCGACAGCAGCAUCAGCAACGUCAACAGCAUCGUCCGAGCCAGGACACUGUCACCUCUCCGGCGUUAAACUCGACCUCAAGACCAGCCAUCUCGAUCGAGGAGGCACCGGCAAAACGACCUUUUACAGUGGGGCCACCUGUCUCGGCCUCGAUCACUUCCUCAUUCGACAUCGAGAUGAUGGAGGAUCUUCUCAUCUCGCCAUCCGCAUGUUCGCGGAAACUUGCGUCGGAUCUUGCAUCGGCUUACGCUGCUGCCGCACCACACAAGUGUGUUUCGUCAUCAUCAUGGUCGACAUCUUCCUUGCCGGCUUCUUCAGCAUCAUCUUCCAAGUCGUCGUCGACACCGGUAGUCACAGAACCGGAGGAAGAUAUCAUCGCAUCAAAGAUCAAGCCAGCCUCUCCCACCAAACCUCUGUCAAGUCGCGACUACUCUUUGUCUGACUUUGAGGUCAUUGACACGUUGGGGACAGGAACCUUCGGACGUGUGUUGCUAGUCCGCCUCAAGGAUCGACCAGCCACAGAUCGCUGCGCAUACUUUGCACUCAAAGUUCUGGCCAAAGCCGACGUCAUCAUGCUCAAGCAAGUCUCGCACAUCAACAGCGAACGUAGCAUCUUGACCAAGGUGGAUCACCCCUUCCUUGUCAACAUGGUCGCGUCGUUCCAAGACAGCAAAAACUGCUACAUGCUCAUGGAGUAUGUCGUCGGCGGCGAGAUCUUCUCCUACCUCCGUCGGGCAGGUCAUUUCUCCGCCGAUGUUGCUCGCUUCUACAUCUCGACCAUCGUUCUUGCGAUUGAGUACCUUCACAAGAACAAGGUGGUCUACCGAGACUUGAAGCCCGAGAAUCUGCUCAUCGAUUCGAACGGGUACACCAAGAUCACCGACUUUGGGUUUGCCAAGGAAGUGGAAGAUCGCACUUGGACGCUGUGCGGUACACCCGAGUAUCUGGCACCCGAGAUCAUUCAGUGCAGCGGUCAUGGAAGUGCGGUGGAUUGGUGGUCGCUUGGCAUCUUGCUCUACGAGAUGCUCGCAGGCUAUCCACCCUUCUAUGACCCUAACCCGAUCCUCAUCUAUGAAAAGAUCUUGGCUGGCAAGCUGGUGUUCCCCGAACGUAUUGAUCCUGUUUCACGCGACCUUAUCUCGAGCCUCUUGACAUCGGACCGAAGCAGACGUCUCGGCAACCUUCGAGGUGGAGCCAACGAUGUCAAGAACCACCCUUGGUUCUACGGCGUGGACUGGAAGGCAUUGGAGGAGGGCAAGAUCCCUCCUCCCAUCGUACCUUACCUUGGUCAACCAGGUGACACUUCCAACUUUAGCAAGUACGAGCCGGCGAGACCCAGCGCCAUGCCUGAUCUCUUUGGCACCGAUGCUGGUAACCAAUGCCCCUACCCUGAGCUUUUCUCUGACUUCUAA
Molecule: messenger RNA, 2082 nt
Organism: Ustilago hordei
Lineage: Eukaryota; Fungi; Basidiomycota; Ustilaginomycetes; Ustilaginales; Ustilaginaceae
Product: putative cAMP-dependent protein kinase catalytic subunit
Exons: 1
Coding region: 1-2082 (693 amino acids)
Biological process (GO): peptidyl-serine phosphorylation
Cellular component (GO): nucleus; cAMP-dependent protein kinase complex
Molecular function (GO): ATP binding; cAMP-dependent protein kinase activity
Source: RefSeq, a predicted model, not a curated record